This is a messenger RNA of Boleophthalmus pectinirostris (great blue-spotted mudskipper), 1911 nucleotides long. RefSeq names its product leucine-rich repeat, immunoglobulin-like and transmembrane domains 1b (gene lrit1b). Gene Ontology annotation, molecular function: protein binding. The transcript is spliced from 4 exons. NCBI's taxonomy places the organism in Eukaryota, Metazoa, Chordata, Actinopteri, Gobiiformes, Gobiidae. The record is from RefSeq and is a predicted model, not a curated record. Gene Ontology annotation, cellular component: endoplasmic reticulum membrane. Bases 1 to 1911 code for a protein of 636 amino acids.
AUGCGUUUUCUUUUCUCCUUCUGCUUCACUUUUUUAGCUCUGAACAUCGUUUUCGUCCGUUCUUGCCCGAUCCAGUGCAGCUGCUUCUUCCACAAGUUGAGCGAUGGGUCCAAGGCCAGGAGCGUGCUUUGCAACGAUCCUGAAAUCUCCGUCAUCCCUUCCAACUUCCCGUCGGACACCUCCAAACUCCGCAUCGAAAAAACCGCCAUAACCCGAAUCUCCAGCGAUAACUUCCACUACCUGAACAGCCUGGAGUUUCUGUGGAUGUCCUUCAACUCCCUGUCCUCUUUGAACCAGGACAGUUUCCGAGGACUGAACAAUUUAAAUGAGCUGAGACUGGACGGGAACGUUCUCACAAGUUUCCCGUGGGAAUCUCUGAAUAAUAUGCCAAAUUUGAGACUUUUAGAUCUGCACAACAACAAGAUGAACUCCAUCCCGGCCGAAGCGAUUGGAUACAUAAAGAACAUCACGUACCUGGAUUUGUCGAGUAAUAAUUUGGGGACUGUUCCUGGGAAUGUUUUGGCGAUGUGGCUCACGGUGAAACCAGCGCAAGAAACAGAGUCCAAACUUAUUCUAGGUCUCCAUGACAACCCCUGGACGUGCGACUGCCGUCUGUUUGACCUGGUGCAGUUCCAGAAGUCUCCGUCCUCCUCGGUGGCGCUCAUAGACACCAGGCUGAAGUGCAGUUCCCCAGACAGCCUGGCGGGGGUGCUGUUCUCGGAGGCGGAGCUGCAGAGGUGCCAGGGCCCAAAGGUGCACACGGCCGUGGCCAGGGUCAGGAGCUCUCUGGGCAACAACGUCCUGCUCCGGUGUGGGACCAUCGGCGUUCCCAUCCCUGAACUGAGCUGGAGCCGAGCCGACGGGAAGAAGGUCAACGGGACAAUUCAACAGGAAAUCUCCAAAGAGGGAAUCAUCUGGUCCAUCCUGAGCGUUCCUGCUGUUUCCUACAAAGACUCGGGGAAGUACAUCUGCAAAGCCACAAACUUCGUGGGAACAGCGGACGCCAUCAUCUCCCUCGUCAUCACCGACACCUUCCGCUCCGAGGAGAUGGGCGGAGCCUCCAAACGCAACCGCGGCGGACGCAAGAACGGGAUCGGACGAGCCGCCUACCAAGAAAAACUCAUCGCCCGAUACGUCCCGCCCCCGACCGCCGCGCCCAACCAACCCGUCAUCGAACCGCUCAACAAAAACGCCGUCACCGGGAAGUACGAAAUCGAAAGUUACAGCGUUUCCGAAGACGCUAAAAGCACGCCGUCGGAUAAAGAUGCUUUGAGUAACAUUGCCGCAAACGCAUCUUCGCUCCAAGCUCCGGAAAAACGCAUCGUACGAUCAGUUAAAGUCAUUGGCGACACCGACCACACCGUGUCUUUAAAUUGGCGCGCGCCUACUGCUACAAACACGACCGAGUUUAGCGUUCUGUAUGCGAUUUUUGGCGAAAGAGACAUGCGAAGGAUUAACGUCGGCGCGGGAAAGAAUCGGAUAACUAUCGACGGACUUGUACCGAAAACGAAAUACAUCGCUUGCAUUUGCGUGAAAGGGUUAAUCCCGAAAAAGGAGCAAUGCGUAAUAUUUUCGACGGACGAAGCCGCGAGCGCUAGUGGCACCCAGAAGCUCAUCAACGUCGUCGUGAUCACGGUCGCCUGCGUGAUCGCCGUGCCGUUAACGUUAAUCGUCUGCUGUGGAGCGUUGAAGAAAAGGUGUCAGAAGUUAUUGGGAAGAGAAUCCAAAGAUAUUCAGGAUUCCUACGUGACGUUUGAGACUCUGGGACCAGCGGGAAAGGGGAAAACCGGACUGGAAACCGAUUUUUUGACGCGUCUGGAUGAGUCGAAUCGUCUGCUUUCGGCGAGGUCCAGCGUGGAUUCGGAGGCGACGGCCCGAACGGAGGGACCGCCCAACGAGUACUUCUGCUGA